AUGACUUUAAUAAGUAUAAUAAGGCAGUUAGGGGUACAUGUAACAGAGACAAAGGAAGUAAUUGGGUACAUUCUAAGUGCAAAUAGAAGGGAAUGGAAGUUCAUUGCAAAUGAAUAUGCAACUAUCCAUGAUCUAUGCACAGAAUUACAGUCACAGACUAAUAUUCCUGUUGUAUCUUAUACUAAUAUGCGGAUUAUAAAUAUAAAGCAAGAAAUACUGCUGCAGCACAAAGAAUUAUUAAAAAUAAUAAUAGAAAUAAUAGUAGUGCAGCCAAGACUUAUUACGCAGGCGGAAAAAGUAAUGGAAGAUAAGACAGAACAUAUUACACAUAGUGUAAAAAGUAAUGAAGAAAAAAAGGGGGAAGUGCAGCUAUUUAGGAUUGGAAGGAAGAAAAGGACUUGUAAGUUGUGCAGAACUGGGAUUGGUGAAUAUAAAAGGAAGAAAGACCCACUUAUAUCUACAUAUGAGAACAUUCUGUGUGAAAUGUGCUAUAAAGGGUUUCACUGGGACAUAAAAGGAGAAAGAAAGUACGACUAUUUUAAAUAUGAAAAAAAGGAAUAA
This is a messenger RNA of Nematocida ausubeli, 561 nucleotides long. RefSeq lists its product as uncharacterized. NCBI's taxonomy places the organism in Eukaryota, Fungi, Microsporidia. The transcript has a single exon. The record is from RefSeq and is a predicted model, not a curated record. Bases 1 to 561 code for a protein of 186 amino acids.